AUCUCGCGAGAAAGGGCUGGCGGGGAGGGUAUCCAGGACGAGGAGAGGGAGGAGUCGCCAUCUCCUCCGCCUCCGCCUCCUCCUGUUGGAGGGGGGCCGAGGGAGGAGACUGUUGCUGAUCUUUGGAUGUUCUGGUUAGUCUAAGAAGGAGAGUAUGAGGCGAGCUCCGACCCGGGUGCGGCCGGGCUUCGGGGGCCCAGGCGCCGCUGCUGCCACCGCCAUCUAACGCUGCGCCCUGGAGGCCCGGCGCGCGGAUGGUGCCGGUGCGGCUCGGGUGUUGAUCCGGUGUCCCCUCCCCCUCCUCCCCUCCCCCACGCGGUGGUCUCCCCUCCCACCCGGCUCAGGCAGAGCCAUGUCUCGGGGUGGCUCCUGCCCACACCUGUUGUGGGACGUGAGGAAAAGGUCCCUCGGGCUGGAGGACCCGUCCCGGCUGCGGAGCCGCUACCUGGGAAGAAGAGAAUUUAUCCAAAGAUUAAAACUUGAAGCAACCCUUAAUGUGCAUGAUGGCUGUGUUAAUACAAUCUGUUGGAAUGACACGGGAGAAUAUAUUUUAUCUGGCUCAGAUGACACCAAAUUAGUAAUUAGUAAUCCUUACAGCAGAAAGGUUUUGACAACAAUUCGUUCAGGGCACCGAGCAAACAUAUUUAGUGCAAAGUUCUUACCUUGCACAAAUGAUAAACAGAUUGUAUCCUGCUCUGGAGAUGGAGUAAUAUUUUAUACCAAUGUUGAGCAAGAUGCAGAAACCAACAGACAAUGCCAAUUUACGUGCCAUUAUGGAACUACUUAUGAGAUUAUGACUGUACCCAAUGACCCUUACACUUUUCUCUCUUGUGGUGAAGAUGGAACUGUUAGGUGGUUUGAUACACGCAUCAAAACUAGCUGCACAAAAGAAGAUUGUAAAGAUGAUAUUUUAAUUAACUGUCGACGUGCUGCCACGUCUGUUGCUAUUUGCCCACCAAUACCAUAUUACCUUGCUGUUGGUUGUUCUGAUAGCUCAGUACGAAUAUAUGAUCGGCGAAUGCUGGGCACAAGAGCUACAGGAAAUUAUGCAGGUCGAGGGACUACUGGAAUGGUUGCCCGUUUUAUUCCUUCCCAUCUUAAUAAUAAGUCCUGCAGAGUGACAUCUCUGUGUUACAGUGAAGAUGGUCAAGAGAUUCUCGUUAGUUACUCUUCAGAUUACAUAUAUCUUUUUGACCCGAAAGAUGAUACAGCACGAGAACUUAAAACUCCUUCUGCAGAAGAGAGAAGAGAAGAGUUGCGACAACCACCAGUUAAGCGUUUGAGACUUCGUGGUGAUUGGUCAGAUACUGGACCCAGAGCAAGGCCGGAGAGUGAACGAGAACGAGAUGGAGAGCAGAGUCCCAAUGUGUCAUUGAUGCAGAGAAUGUCUGAUAUGUUAUCAAGAUGGUUCGAAGAAGCAAGUGAGGUUGCACAAAGCAAUAGAGGACGAGGAAGAUCUCGACCCAGAGGUGGAACAAGUCAAUCAGAUAUUUCAACUCUUCCUACGGUCCCAUCAAGUCCUGAUUUGGAAGUGAGUGAAACUGCAAUGGAAGUAGAUACACCACCUGAACAAUUUCUUCAGCCUUCUACAUCCUCUACAACGUCAGCUCAGGCUCAUUCGACAUCGUCUCCUACAGAAAGCCCUCAUUCUACUCCUUUGCUAUCUUCUCCAGACAGUGAACAAAGGCAGUCUGUUGAGGCAUCUGGACACCACACACAUCAUCAGUCUGAUUCUCCUUCUUCUGUGGUUAACAAACAGCUCGGAUCCAUGUCACUUGAUGAGCAACAGGAUAACAAUAAUGAAAAGCUGAGCCCCAAACCAGGGACAGGUGAACCAGUUUUAAGUUUGCACUACAGCACAGAAGGAACAACUACAAGCACAAUAAAACUGAACUUUACAGAUGAAUGGAGCAGUAUAGCAUCAAGUUCUAGAGGAAUUGGGAGCCAUUGCAAAUCUGAGGGUCAGGAGGAAUCUUUGGUCCCACAGAGCUCAGUGCAACCCCCAGAAGGAGACAGUGAAACAAAAACUCCUGAAGAAUCAUCAGAGGAUGUGACAAAAUAUCAGGAAGGAGUAUCUGCAGAAAACCCAGUUCAGAACCAUAUCAAUAUAGCACAAUCAGAUAAGUUCACAGCCAAGCCAUCGGAUUCCAACUCAGGAGAAAGAAAUGACCUCAAUCUUGAUAGCUCUUGUGGGGUUCCAGAAGAAUCUACUUCAUCUGAAAAAGCCAAGGAACCAGAAACUUCAGAUCAGACUAGCACUGAGAGUGCUACCAAUGAAAAUAGCACCAAUCCUGAGCCUCAGUUCCAAACAGAAGCCAUCGGGCCUUCAGCUCAUGAAGAAACAUCCACCAGGGACUCUGCUCUUCAGGACACAGAUGACAGUGAUGAUGACCCAGUCCUGAUCCCAGGUGCAAGGUAUCGAGCAGGACCUGGUGAUAGACGCUCUGCUGUUGCCCGUAUUCAGGAGUUCUUCAGACGGAGAAAAGAACGGAAAGAAAUGGAAGAAUUGGAUACUUUGAACAUUAGAAGGCCAUUAGUAAAAAUGGUUUAUAAAGGCCAUCGCAACUCCAGGACAAUGAUAAAAGAAGCCAAUUUCUGGGGUGCUAACUUUGUAAUGAGUGGUUCUGACUGUGGCCACAUUUUCAUCUGGGAUCGGCACACUGCUGAGCAUUUGAUGCUUCUGGAAGCUGAUAAUCAUGUGGUAAACUGCCUGCAGCCACAUCCAUUUGACCCAAUUUUAGCCUCAUCUGGCAUAGAUUAUGACAUAAAGAUCUGGUCACCAUUAGAAGAGUCAAGGAUUUUUAACCGAAAACUUGCUGAUGAAGUUAUAACUCGAAAUGAACUCAUGCUGGAAGAAACUAGAAACACCAUUACAGUUCCAGCCUCUUUCAUGUUGAGGAUGUUGGCUUCACUGAAUCAUAUCCGAGCUGACCGGCUGGAGGGUGACAGAUCAGAAGGCUCUGGUCAAGAGAAUGAAAAUGAGGAUGAGGAAUAAUAAACUCUUUUUGGCAAGCACUUAAAUGUUCUGAAAUUUGUAUAAGACAUUUAUUAUAUUUUUUUUCUUUACAGAGCUUUAGUGAAAUUUUAAGGUUAUGGUUUUUGGAGUUUUUCCCUUUUUUUGGGAUAACCUAACAUUGGUUUGGAAUGAUUGUGUGCAUGAAUUUGGGAGAUUGUAUAAAACAAAACUAGCAGAAUGUUUUUAAAACUUUUUGCCGUGUAUGAGGAGUGCUAGAAAAUGCAAAGUGCAAUAUUUUCCCUAACCUUCAAAUGUGGGAGCUUGGAUCGAUGUCAAAGAAUAAUUUUCAUCAUAGUGAAAAUGUUGGUUCAAAUAAAUUUCUACACUUGCCAUUUGCAUGUUUGUUGCUUUCUAAUUAAAGAAAUUGGUUGUUUUAAGAUA
Molecule: messenger RNA, 3397 nt
Organism: Piliocolobus tephrosceles (Ugandan red Colobus)
Lineage: Eukaryota; Metazoa; Chordata; Mammalia; Primates; Cercopithecidae
Gene: DCAF6
Product: DDB1 and CUL4 associated factor 6
Exons: 20
Coding region: 353-2995 (880 amino acids)
Biological process (GO): positive regulation of transcription by RNA polymerase II
Cellular component (GO): cytoplasm; Cul4-RING E3 ubiquitin ligase complex
Molecular function (GO): protein binding
Source: RefSeq, a predicted model, not a curated record